GGAAGAAGCUUGAGCAGAAAGGCCCGGAAGGGGACGCCACUGCUGGUGUGGAGUGGUUUUCGCUAAAAUGACGACUUUAGUUUUGGAUAACGGAGCCUACAAUGCUAAAAUCGGGUACAGCCAUGAAAAUGUCUCGGUUAUUCCUAAUUGUCAGUUCAGGUCAAAAACAGCUCGUCUUAAAACAUUUACUGCUAACCAGAUAGAUGAAAUAAAAGAUCCUUCAGGACUCUUUUACAUCCUUCCUUUUCAAAAGGGCUACCUGGUAAAUUGGGAUGUUCAGCGACAAGUUUGGGAUUACCUUUUUGGAAAAGAAAUGUAUCAGGUUGAUUUUUUAGAUACUAAUAUUAUUAUCACAGAACCAUAUUUUAACUUCACUUCAAUUCAAGAAUCAAUGAAUGAAAUCCUAUUUGAAGAAUACCAGUUCCAAGCAGUAUUACGAGUAAAUGCUGGAGCUCUGAGUGCACAUAGGUAUUUCCGAGAUAAUCCUUCUGAAUUGUGCUGUAUUAUUGUAGACAGUGGAUAUUCUUUUACACAUAUAGUUCCUUAUUGUAGAAGUAAAAAGAAAAAAGAAGCAAUUAUUCGGAUAAAUGUGGGAGGAAAACUCUUAACCAACCAUCUGAAGGAGAUCAUCUCCUACAGGCAGCUACAUGUUAUGGACGAAACACAUGUUAUUAAUCAAGUGAAAGAAGAUGUGUGCUAUGUGUCUCAGGACUUUUACAGAGACAUGGAUAUCGCAAAGCUAAAAGGAGAAGAUAAUACAGUGAUGGUAGACUAUGUUUUACCUGACUUUAGUACAAUUAAGAAGGGCUUUUGUAAGCCAAGAGAAGAGAUGGUCUUCAAUGGAAAAUACAAGUCUGGGGAACAAAUUCUGCGUCUGGCCAAUGAGAGAUUUGCUGUUCCAGAAAUACUCUUCAAUCCUUCCGACAUAGGCAUUCAAGAGAUGGGGAUUCCAGAAGCCAUAGUCUAUUCUAUUCAGAACUUACCUGAAGAAAUGCAGCCACAUUUUUUUAAGAACAUCGUUUUGACAGGUGGAAACUCCCUUUUCCCAGGAUUUAGAGACCGAGUCUACUCAGAAGUUCGAUGUCUGACUCCAACAGAUUAUGACGUUUCCGUUGUGCUGCCGGAGAACCCUAUUACUUAUUCCUGGGAAGGUGGAAAACUGAUAUCAGAGAAUGAUGAUUUUGAAGAUAUGGUGGUAACAAGAGAGGAUUAUGAAGAAAACGGACACAGCGUCUGCGAAGAGAAAUUUGAUAUUUAAGGAACUUUUCUGAAUGCAAGUCCCAAUGGGUUGUAAUUGAAAAAGUUUCAUUUCAGUUUUUCUUUUAAAGAAGCUUCUAUGUUACCUUUUGUUUAAGGAAUUAAGUCUUGAACUCAUGUAAAUACUUUGAUCCGGGCCAGGGAUUUAGCUCAGCGGUAUAAGCACCUGCCUGGCAAGUGUGAGGUCGCAGGUUUGAUCCCUGGUACCAAAACAAAAAUACUUUAACCUGUGCUUUCGUAGGAAGGUUAUUACAGUAAACUAUAACUGCCUGUAUUUUCAUUUAGGACCUGCACUGCCGUAACAGUGACUGUGCUACUUUUGAGGGUAGGUUAUUUUUCAUUAGCAGUGAAAGUGAAUGUAGUUGAAUUCUUCAUACCUGAAGGCCAAAUUUACCGUCCCCGUGGUCAGUUGCCUAUGUAGAGAAGGUAGUUUUGAAGCUUUUGACUAAUAGUUGACCAAAGUGUUCAUAGGUUUAUGUGGGUUUUUCUGUCUCUCAGAACUGCAUAUUUUGUUUAAAAGGUGUCAUUUUUGCUGGGCAUAAUGGUGCAUGCUUGAAAUCCCUGCUUUUGGGAGGUUGAGGCAGAAUUGCUGUGAGUUCAAGGCCAGUCCCAGCUACCUAGUGAGACCUUGUCUCAAAAAAAAAAAAAAAGAAAGAGGGGCUGGAGGUUUAGCUCAGCGGCGUAAGCGCCUGCCUUGGAAGCAGGCAGUCAUGAGUUCGAUACCCGGUACUGAUAAAAAGGAAAAAGACCAAAAAGAAAGAAAAAGAUGUCAUUCUUAUUCAUGUUCAAUAAAGUUGGAAAAACUAA
Cavia porcellus (domestic guinea pig) is the source of this 2064-nucleotide messenger RNA. RefSeq names its product actin related protein 6 (gene Actr6). NCBI's taxonomy places the organism in Eukaryota, Metazoa, Chordata, Mammalia, Rodentia, Caviidae. Gene Ontology annotation, molecular function: nucleosome binding. Bases 68 to 1258 code for a protein of 396 amino acids. The record is from RefSeq and is a predicted model, not a curated record. The transcript has 11 exons. Gene Ontology annotation, cellular component: Swr1 complex.